GACUCUACGCCAAAAUUUACCUUGUUUUCUCUUGAAAUCUUUUCUCGCUUCGAAUUUUCAUCGCCGCUCUUUCCAAACUUCGGUAUCAUCUACCCUUUUCGACAACUUGCAUACAAGAUGGACGGCAGCUACAACCUAUCACCCGAAGAUAUCACCGAUGAAUCCUGGCAAGAAUUUGUUGAUUGGCAUUUCGCGAAUCCAGUUGACAUGGGCACAGAGUCAGUGGCUUAAAAAAAAUGCUAACUCAUAGAAAAAGGGCUCUACCAUCGGGAGUUGGUUCAACACCCAAUGACGCAUCAACAAACAAGGCCCGCUUGACGCACUAUAUACUCCAGGGUCGAUACGGAGAUGGGUACACAUACACCAAAACAACUUGCGCUACUUGCUCAUCAGAGCUCGACACAUCGGAACUUGCACUUUAUACAAAAGACCAAAAUGUGUAUUGUAGGAAGAGCAAGUCUCUUAACCAUCCGCUACUAUCCUGUGUUCAAGGCUGUGGGUUGAACUUUCAUACAUUGAAAGAUCUCAGGGAGCAUUGCAGGACUACCAAUCAUAAAGCUCUUCGUUGCCCCGUUCCAGGAUGUGUCGUUGCAUUAAGUGGUUUGUACCAAGGUGAAGAUCAUCUAAAAACAUGCCACGGAGGAACAAAACUCGCAUGCCACCAGUGUGAAGAACUAUUCGGAGAUACGGCGAACCUCGACAUCCAUGCCUCUAAUAGAGGGCAUUCUGCAUACAUUUGUCGAUAUCCUGAUUGCGAGUCAAUAGCUGGGAGAUUCAGCGACUUGAUUCGGCACCAAGCAUGUCACAAGAAAGAUGUUCCCCGUCAUCCAUGUCCCCAUUGUCGCACAUAUCGAGGAAAUAACGGGUUUAAGAGGAAGGACCAUCUUAGACAGCACAUCAGAAAUUACCACAAGAUUGAGUCCAACCACAUUGGUUGGAUAGGUUCUUCUCCAUUUCUCUGCAAACACAUCAAUUGCCAGAGCUAUGCUGUGAUGGAACGUCAAAAUCUUAGAUCUCUCGACGAUCUCACCCAGCACAUGCUGACCGAGCACAACUCCUCUGCGUUCAUCUGCGAUAAAAUGUCCUGCGACCGAGUAGGACUAAACGGUUUCGAAACGAAGAAGCUUUUUCAAGACCAUCUCAAGAAAGAACACCCUUCACCCUUUCAGUGCACUCAUCCAGGGUGUGAUCGGAUUGGUUCCAAAGGCUGGCUUCGAGAAAAAGAUCAGACGAAGCAUAUGUUUCAGAAGCAUGGCAUCAGUGUUUGAAUACGACGAUAAGGGAUCAGCUUUAUCUUCUCAUCCUUAAGAACACUUGCAUAUCGAUGGCUGCUAGGGAAUAAUUA
Messenger RNA from Botrytis cinerea B05.10, 1345 nucleotides. RefSeq lists its product as hypothetical. Gene Ontology annotation, biological process: regulation of transcription by RNA polymerase II. The coding region runs from base 237 to 1268 and encodes 343 amino acids. The transcript is spliced from 3 exons. The record is from RefSeq and is a predicted model, not a curated record. Gene Ontology annotation, cellular component: nucleus. NCBI's taxonomy places the organism in Eukaryota, Fungi, Ascomycota, Leotiomycetes, Helotiales, Sclerotiniaceae.